Molecule: messenger RNA, 2881 nt
Organism: Amphibalanus amphitrite
Lineage: Eukaryota; Metazoa; Arthropoda; Thecostraca; Balanomorpha; Balanidae
Product: growth factor receptor-bound protein 10-like
Exons: 13
Coding region: 235-1917 (560 amino acids)
Biological process (GO): signal transduction
Source: RefSeq, a predicted model, not a curated record
GGCGCGCCAGAACUUUCAGUUGGAGAGCGACUGUGGACGUGUGUGGACAGCUCCCGUUUGGUUGAGCUGAGUGUUCACGAUUUUUGGGAAAACAGAUAGCCAGCAGUAACCUAGGGAGUCGCUGCGUACGACCUAAGGUUCCGGUGGCCCCGAGCUGAAAAUAUAGGAGGCCUGACAUCGUCUCUGAAGGACUUGGCGUCGUCUGCUAGACGAGGCGAAGCAGCUGAGGGCACCAUGACGGCGUGCCUCGGAAGGACGUGGGAUCGUGGCUACAACCACUUCACCGACAGUUCCAUCAGCCUCAACAACAGCCUAGACGACGACGACACGGAGCUCGUCGUCUGCAAUGAAGACGGCACAUGGAAGUCGGUGAUCGUGGCCGAGGGGCUGCGUACCUGCGACCUCUGCGAACUGCUGGCGCACAAGAACAACGUGACCAAUGACGUCAACUGGUCGCUGGUGGAGCGGUGGCAGGACCCGGCCAUCGAGAGGACUGUGGAGGAUCACGAGGAUGUGUUGAACACUUACCGCAUCAUGAAGACUGCGCACAGCAAUUCGUCCUUCUACUUCAAGAAGGACUUUGGCAAGUACGAGUUCUUCCACAAUCCCCAGCAAUUUUUCCCGGACAGUAUGAUCGAGUUGCCGAAUGGGAAGAGUUCGGCCAACACCACCAGUCUGGCCAGGAUUAUCGCUCUGCAGAGCCUGCUCACUACCUCUGCACCCACACCUCAAGUGUUCGGCUGGCUAUGGCUGGCCGGCCCCGAGUCUCGGGUCUGGAGAAGAGCGUAUUUCUGGCUCCGCAAUGACGUCCUCUACUAUACCAUGGAGGCGACAGAUGACCCUCCUCCCCGGGAGCGGGACAAGUUCGCCGUGUUCGCCCAGCUGGAGCACUACUCCGUCUACGGGUGCUCGGACGCGCGGCGCGACUUCAAGGCGCCGUGCGACGAGGCUGUCAUCCUGAGAACGGGUCACCAGCUGCGCUGCCUCGCCUGCGACGACUCUGCCACGCGGCGCUGUUGGCAGACGGCCCUCCGAGUAGCCAAGUACGGCAAGCAGCUGCACGAAAACUACAACUUCCAGCGAAUCCAGCACGAAAACGAACAGAGCAGCAGUCCGCGCGAGCGCUACUGCUACUCUGCCUCGCCCAAGAUGCCCAUCCCGCGCUCACGGACUCUCUCGAACGCUGGUCUAUCGGGCAGCGGCAGCGGCGGCGGCAGCCUGCCGCGUGCUGCGCCCGUCUCCCGCACCUCCUGCUCUGACUACGAGACGACUCGAGUCCGGCCGUCCGACUACGACUCGGUGCGAGUCCCUAACGUGAGUCGAUUCGACUCGCGCAGCCGGAGGGACUCGCUAACCCGCGAGCAAAGUAUGCGCUCUCUGGUGGCGAUGGACUUCACCGGCAGCUGUGGCAGGGUGGUCAGUGAUCCGGUCGAGGCCAGGGCCAUCGAGCUGGCAGAAGGCCACCAUCUCAGGAGAACGCACGCGCUAAAGAGGCUCUCAGAACUGGCGGCGGGCGCGUCUGCGCGAGACAUUGAAGGAGCGAUACACAACACACAGCCGUGGUACCAUGGCAACCUGACCCGGGACGAGGCAUCGCAACUGCUGCACAAACACAACGGCCGAGACGGAGUGUUCCUGGUCAGAGAGAGCCGCAGCAACCCCGUGGCCUUCGUCCUCUCGUUCAUCUUCCGGAUGAAGCUGUACCACGCGCAAAUAAUGCCGGUAAAGGACACCAGUCAGUCGCCAGUCACGUGCUAUUUCUCGCUGGACGGCGGCAAGACGCGCUUCUACGACCUCAUCCAGCUGGUGGAGUUUUACCAGCUGAACGCCGGAGUGCUGCCCACCCGUCUCAUAUACUUCAUCACGCACACCGCGCCGUCGUCAUCGGCGCUCCGCCACGUCGCGCAGAGCUUCUAACGGCCGCCGCACCGCCGCCAGCGCCACCGGCGGCGGAAACGCGCGGCUGUAGUUCGUGGCAGCGGCGCUUGGCGGCGCUGCGAGCGCCAGUGCUCGUCCAUACGCGACUCUGCAAUAUGCGCGCGUGUAAGGCGUCGCUGACGCGUCUUGGUUGUUUGGUGUGAGUCAAAGUAGUGCAUAACAUAGAGCGGACCAAAGAGAAUGGGAGCGGCGGUGGGGCGCCUGGCGCCUCCUGUGUGCGAGUACUGAGAGUGUGUCUGCCGUGUCACUGUGCGUGUUCCCGGGACCUGAGCGCGUGCCGAGGACAGAGUCCGGCGGCGGCGUGCUCCGGUCACGGGACGAACCCUGGGCCCCCGGGGCUACAGAGUGGGUAGCGCGGUGGAGUCUCCCUGCUGCCAUCUACCGGCGCGGCGAGCAGGCUCUACUGUCGCGUCUAGUCACCAGGGCGAUCGGAGACGGUCGGUCUGGACCUCCGGUUUGGAUGCCCGUUCGAGUCCACAUGGACAGCGGGCGGAUACCUCAGUACCUGUCUGCACCUGUGUCUUGGAGGGGUCGUGUGUGGCCCUGCGGCGUCAGAGGAGGCCCCCGCGUGCUCACAGGGUGGGGGCUGUCGCGGUCCGCGCGGCGGGCGGGGCGGGGCAGCUACUGCUGGCCCUGUACACUGUUCUGUUGAGUUCCUGGCGCGGCUGGCGACGCUGCGUGAUCUCACGGCCGGCUCUGCCGCCGGUGACCCAGUAUUCAGUUGCUAGGGAGCGUGUGGUGCUCGCGCCUGUUGGCCGGUCGUGUCCGGUGAUAUGUCGAGUUUCUGUGCACCUCUCGAUCAAUUCUCAGAGCUGGCCGCUGCGACUGGGCCGGGGACAUGUGUGCUACUUGACCUUUCGUAUUACUGUUUCCUUAUUUAAUAAUUUCGUCCACGCGUAUGUCCAGUACCCGAGAAAUACAUUGUAUGUAAAUAUGUUGCACU